GUUCUCACAUUCAUACCAUCGGGUCACUGUCCAUCGUCCGAUCUCAGUCAAAACUCAUUCCUCUCUGGAUCGCACCAAUGGCGGCUCGGCUGCUGCUCGUUCUAGCACUCACCUCCCUGCUACUCUCCUCUCUACUCCCCUCCCGCAUUUCCUCCGCCGACGAUGAGGACGAAGAUCUGAGCUUUCUCGAGGAAUCGGAUUCAGCCGACGCAGCGCCUGCUGACCACCACCACUCCGACGGCGAGUACUCCGACAACGAUGAUGAGGAAUUUGAGAGCUACGACGAUUUCGAGGUACCGUCGGACUUCAACCACGAGGGCGAGAAUGAGGAGGAUGAAAUGCCCAAAUUCGAUGAGAAGGACGUCGUCGUUUUGACCGAUCGUAAUUUCAGCAGUUUCAUCGACGAUAAUAAGUUUGUGAUGGUGGAAUUUUACGCCCCGUGGUGUGGCCACUGCAAGGAGCUGGCGCCGGAGUUUGCGGCGGCGGCGACAGAACUGAAGGGGGAGGAUGUGAAGCUAGCCAAGGUGGACGCUACGGUGGAGAAUGGCCUGGCUGAGAACUAUGAAGUUCAGGGGUUUCCGACUGUUUACUUCUUUGUCGAUGGAGAGCAUGUAACUUAUUCUGGCCAUCGCACCAAAGAUGCUAUUGUUACCUGGAUUAGGAAGAAAAUUGGGCCUGGUAUAUCCAACAUAACAACGACAGAGGAUGCCGAGAAUAUAUUAACAUCUGAGAAUAAGGUUGUUUUGGCAUUCCUCAAUUCAUUGGUGGGUGUGGACAGUCAAGAGUUUACUGCUGCAUCAAAGCUUGAUGAUAGUGUUAACUUCUACCAAACAAUAAAUCCCAAUGUUGCCAAGAUGUUUCACUUGGAAGCUGAUGUGAACCGUCCUGCUAUGGUCCUAUUAAAGAAGGAGCCUGAGAAAGUGACCAUUUUUGAUGGGAACUUCAAAAAGUCUGAAAUACUUAAAUUUGUUUCUACCAAUAAGCUUCCACUAGUGACAACUUUCAGUAGAGAAAGUGCUCCAAUAAUAUUUGAAAGCCCGAUUAAAAAGCAGGUUUUGCUCUUUGCCUCUUCGAAUGACUCACAAGAGGUCUUUCAAACAUUCCAAGAAGCUGCAAAGCUUUUCAAGGGAAAGCUUAUAUUUGUACGGGUUGACAUUGACAAUGAAGCCGUGGGAAGGCCUGUAGCUGAUUUUUUUGGAGUGACAGAUUCACCUGCAGUUGUGGGCUUUGCAGGAGGUGAUGAUACUCAAAAGUACCCAUUUUCAGGAGAAAUUGUGCUUGAAAAGUUAAAGGAGUUUGGGAAUGAUUUCUUGGAAGACAAGCUGAAACCAAUCUAUAAAUCGGAUCCAAUUCCCGAGAGUAAUGAUGGUGAUGUGAAGAUCGUCGUUGGUAAUAACUUUGAAGAUAUUGUUCUGGAUGAAUCGAAAGAUGUCCUUCUUGAGAUUUACGCACCCUGGUGCGGCCAUUGCCAAGCCCUCGAGCCAACAUACAACAAGCUUGCCAAGCACUUGCGCAGCAUUGAAUCUCUCGUCAUAGCUAAAAUGGAUGGAACCACAAAUGAACACCCACGGGCGAAGGCCGAUGGAUUCCCAACAAUUCUCUUCUUCCCAGCCGGGAAGAAGAGCUCGGAUCCGAUACCGGUCGAGACUGAGCGUACAGUAGUGGGAUUCUACAAGUUCAUCAAGAAGCAUGCUUCAAUACCAUUUAAGCUCCAGAAACCAGCUGCAUCGCCGCCACAGCCACCACCGGAACAAGUCACCGGGGACACCAAAAGCGACAAUGUCAAGGAUGAACUAUGAAGGCUGUGUCUGUUACUUUUAUUACAGUGCUGCAGGGAAGGGAAGUUAUUUUACUAACUAGCAACAAGUGAAGUGAGAGACAAUAGGUAGAAAGAGUUGUUGUCAUUUUCUGUAUUGAGUUGUUUUUGUUGUGGGGAUUUUGUUGUAAUCUAUCUAUCUAUCUAUCUAUAACGCUUUUAUAGAAAGAGCAAAAAGUUGCUUUCUUUGGAGUCA
Molecule: messenger RNA, 2012 nt
Organism: Andrographis paniculata
Lineage: Eukaryota; Viridiplantae; Streptophyta; Magnoliopsida; Lamiales; Acanthaceae
Product: protein disulfide isomerase-like 1-4
Exons: 12
Coding region: 78-1799 (573 amino acids)
Biological process (GO): protein folding; response to endoplasmic reticulum stress
Cellular component (GO): endoplasmic reticulum
Molecular function (GO): protein disulfide isomerase activity
Source: RefSeq, a predicted model, not a curated record